AUGUCAUUUUCCGGCCGCCGCGUCAGUAUCUUGCGCCCCUCCAGCGAACGCCGCUUCUCCAUCGGCAAGGGGCUCUCCGACAACGAGCUACGAUCGGAGACUCAUCGCCAGUUCCGGACCGCCCACGAAGGCCACCGACCCCACGCCGGCCUUGACGCCUCUCGUGCUUCGACCGGUGUUGUCUGGUGUACCGAGCGAGCCACCGAGCAUGGCUACGCCGAAGACCCCUCUGCCUGGGCCAAUCUAGGCCAGGGUGCCCCCGAGGCUGACGAUGAGAUUGAGGGGAGCUUCCCCCGUCCAACGUCGAUCCCCAUCACGUCCGCGGCGCGGGAAUACGGCCCGACCGCCGGUAUCAAGCCCCUACGUGCGGCCGUCGCGCGUCUGUACAACGAGCACUAUCGCCAAGGGAAGGAGAGCCAGUAUACCUGGGAGAAUGUCUGCAUCGUCCCCGGUGGACGUGCCGGUCUGAUUCGAAUCGCGGCUAUCCUGGGCAACUCGUACCUGUCUUUCCCCAUCCCCGAUUACUCCGCGUACUCGGAGAUGCUCACGCUGUUCAAGAACAUUGCUCCCAUCCCCAUUCCGCUCUCCCAGGAAGACCACUAUCACAUCUCCCCCAACAAGAUCGCCGAGGAAAUUGCGCGUGGCACCCAGGUGCUGCUGACCUCGAACCCUCGCAACCCCACCGGUCACUUCGUGCAGCAUGAGGAGCUGGCUGAGAUCCAGGAUAUUUGCCGGGACCGCGCCACCCUGAUUCUGGACGAGUUCUACGGCGGCUACAACUACACCACUGACUGCGACGGCAGCACCAUUAGCGGUGCGGCGCACGUCGUCGACGUCAACCAAGAUGACGUGCUUUUGAUCGACGGCCUGACCAAGCGCUUCCGCCUGCCGGGCUGGCGUAUCGCCUGGGUCGUCGGACCGAAAGAGUUCGUCGACGCGCUGGGCUCCGCCGGCUCUUAUCUCGAUGGCGGUGCGAAUGUGCCGUUCCAAGAAGCCGCGAUCCCGAUGCUGGAGCCGUCGCUGGUGCGCUCGGAGAUGAAGGCGCUGCAGGUACACUUCCGCGAGAAGCGUGACUUCGUGCUGCAGCGUCUGGCGGAGAUCGGGUUCCGCGUGCAGGACGUGCCGCAGGCCACCUUCUACAUCUGGUUGGACCUGACCAGCCUGGACCCGCCGCUGCCAGCGGAGGCCAACAUCUCGGACGGGCUGAACUUCUUCAACGCGCUGCUGACCGAGAAGGUCAUUGUUGUGCCGGGCAUCUUCUUCGACUUGAACCCGGCCAAGCGCCGAGAUCUGUUCGAUAGCCCGUGCCACCACUUCGUACGUCUGAGUUAUGGACCGAAGAUGGACGUGCUGAAGAUGGGACUGGAUGGUAUCGAGCGGGUGAUCAAGCGGGCGCGCGAGAUGGGACAAAAGAAGUGGGAGGAUGAGGUUGCUAUUCAGGAUGAUUAG
This is a messenger RNA of Penicillium macrosclerotiorum, 1449 nucleotides long. RefSeq names its product pyridoxal phosphate-dependent aminotransferase. The coding region runs from base 1 to 1449 and encodes 482 amino acids. The transcript has 4 exons. Gene Ontology annotation, molecular function: pyridoxal phosphate binding. NCBI's taxonomy places the organism in Eukaryota, Fungi, Ascomycota, Eurotiomycetes, Eurotiales, Aspergillaceae. Gene Ontology annotation, biological process: biosynthetic process. The record is from RefSeq and is a predicted model, not a curated record.